CCCGCCGUCGCCCGGCAGCCGGCCGGGGUCCCGCGGCGCCGCCGCGGGCCAGGCGGGGUCGCGCCCGCCGUCUGGCCAGGCGGGUUCGCGCCCGCCGUCCCGCGGGGCAUCUCCCAUGAGGCUUCCGGGCUCCCCCCCCCCGCGGGAGAGCGUGCCCGCCGUGCAGCGCUCGCCGUCGGGGAGCUCGCUGGGCGCGGCCCUGUACAGGAGGGGCGACCUGGUCGAGUACCACUCCUCAUCCCACAAGGAGUGGCUGCCGGCGGUGGUCAACAGCGUGAACGACGCUGGGGACAUCGUCAUCGACCUGAAGCCGAACACGUGGAUACCAAGGCAAGAGCUCUCCGGCAAGAUCCGCCGCAGGAGGAAAGCGUCGCUGCCAGGCGCCGGCGGCUACGCCAGCGGGGCGCCUCCGGCCCGGGCGCCGAGCCCCCGGCGCGACGUGGCCGCGGGCCGCCCGCGCGUGCCCCUGGCGCGGGCGCCGAGCCCGCUGCGCUGCGGCGGCAUGGCGGUGGUAGGAUCGUAGGUCAGAG
Molecule: messenger RNA, 530 nt
Organism: Prorocentrum cordatum
Lineage: Eukaryota; Dinophyceae; Prorocentrales; Prorocentraceae
Source: the annotation of a GenBank genome assembly